GACGUUGACUGUGACGUUGACAUUAUCUGUCACUCCUGUCAGUGAAUGUAAUUUUUGGUUUUUGGUUAUAUUAUCAAGCGUAAUGAAUUUAAUAUAAGUUAUUAAAAUUUAAAUACAUAACAGGAAAUAUGAGUGAAAAAACAGCAAGAGAAAAGACAAUAGCAGCUCAUUAUGCAGAACUGAACAAGUACGGUGAAAAUGGAGAGUAUGAACGUGCUUUGAAGACAGCAAACAAAAUUUUAGGCGUCGCACCUCAUGAAUUCUUAGCAUUUUAUUGUAAAGUAGUAUGUCUUUUGGAAUUGUCAAGAUUUGAUGAGGCAUUAACUCAAAUUAAUAAAAACCCUGAAUAUCUACAGAAUCUUGUUUUUGAAAAGGCUUACUGUUACUAUCGUUUAAACAAAUUAAAUGAGGCUCUAAAAACCAUUGAAUCUAAUGAUGGUAACUUAGAUUAUCGCACUAAAGAACUAAAAGCGCAAAUUUUGUAUCGCUUGGAACGUUACACAGAUGCUUACUCAAUUUAUCAAGAAGCAGUAAAAAAUACUGAUGAUGAAUAUGAAGAAGAACGCCUUACAAAUCUUUAUGCUACGAUGGUGUACUUGGGUUCUGAUAAAAUGGAUAAUUUUGAAGAACUAAAAGAGCCCACGUAUGAAUUGUGUUAUAAUAAGGCUUGUAUGCUGAUAAAUUUAGAAAAUUUCUUAGAAGCUGAAAAGAAGUUAAAGCAGUGUGAAAAAAUGUAUUUGGAAAAGUUGGAAGAAGAUGAUGAUAUCACCGAAGAGGAAGCAGAUAUUGAAUUAGCCUUGAUUAGGUUGCAAUUGGCUUUUGUUUAUCAAAAACAAGGAAGAAUCAAAGAAGCUCAAGCUUUAUACACAUCAAAUCUGAAAUUGAAAUUAGAAGACAUCGCGCUUCAAUCUGUAGCAAGCAAUAACAUAGUUUGCAUCAAUAAAGACCAGAACCUGUUUGAUUCGAAAAAGAAAAUGAAGGUUGCGUUAAAUGAAUCUUUAGUCUAUAAACUACCAUCUCUUCAAAGAAAACAUAUUAGUUUUAAUAACGCAAUUUUAAAUUAUUACAUCAAUCAGACAGAACAAUGUGAAAAGAUAUGCCAAGAUAUCAUUUCGAAAUGGCCAGAGCUAGCUGCUAACGUAAAUGUACUUAGAGCAUUUAAUCUUGUUAAGGUAGAGAAAAUAGAUGAAGCUGUUGCUUUGCUAGAAAAAAAUGUAAAUUCUGAUAAACUGUAUAUUAAUCUGUGCAUUGCUCAGUUGUAUUUAAUUAUGGGAAAUAAGCUAGAAGCUUGUAAAGUCCUGGAGAAUAUUGGGGAAGAAACUUACAAACCUGGCAUAAUUGGAGCAUUAACAACACUCUAUUUAGGUAUAGGUAAUGAAUCUAAAGCAUUGGAAGUGUUUGAAAAAGCUGUUGAGUUUUAUAAGAGGAAUAAGGUAGAGUCUGGUGAUUUGUCUGUAUUGUAUAAACAAGCAGCUGCUUUUCAUAUUAGAAAUGGUCAUCCUCAAGUGGCUGCAAAUAGCCUAGAAGAGCUACUAUUGGUAAACAAGAUAGACAAAAAAAUUUCUGCUGAAUUAGUGCUAGCUUACGCUCAGUUUGAUAAAGAUAAGAGUUUAAAACUAAGUAAAGAUUUGCCUUCGGUCAAAGAACUAUCACAAGGCCUUGACCUGGAAAGCAUUCAAACUCUGGCUCCUGUUGCAAUCAAGAAAAGUCCAGGCGUUAAGCCUGAUUCUCAGCCAGGAACACCUAGAACAGAAGAAAGUAAAAAAAGGAGGAACAAACAUAAAAAACGCAAAGGGAAACUGCCUAAAUAUUACGAUCCUAAUGCUGAGCCAGAUCCAGAAAGGUGGCUGCCAAAAUACGAGAGGACGGGAUACAGGAAAAGGAAGGAUAGAAGGAGUAAUAAGGAUGUUAUUAAGGGAUCUCAAGGAACAUCUUCUGGCCAAUCAGAGCAAUACGAUUUUUCGUCUAAAAGGAUCGAAGAUUAUUCUAGUAGCCCAGCAAAUACAGUUAGCCCUUCGCCAAGGGGGGCGCACAAUAAACAGCAAGCCCAUCAGAAGAAAGCCAAUCAAAAGAAGAAAAACAGGAGACGGUAAUUUAGUAGGUUUACUUGUUUAUUACUUAAUAAAAAUAUAUUGCACCCCAUAA
Molecule: messenger RNA, 2145 nt
Organism: Sitophilus oryzae (rice weevil)
Lineage: Eukaryota; Metazoa; Arthropoda; Insecta; Coleoptera; Curculionidae
Gene: Srp72
Product: signal recognition particle subunit SRP72
Exons: 7
Coding region: 129-2093 (654 amino acids)
Biological process (GO): SRP-dependent cotranslational protein targeting to membrane
Cellular component (GO): signal recognition particle, endoplasmic reticulum targeting
Molecular function (GO): protein binding; ribosome binding; 7S RNA binding
Source: RefSeq, a predicted model, not a curated record